AUGUCCGUUGAUAUCAACAACUUCGAUUCAACCCGCGUACUGGUCGGCGUUCCUUAUCUCAAUACUGUCUUUCAUUUUACCGUAAGUGGCGGUGGAAGAAUACUAACAUUGUCCGACCAAAGAAGUAAUGGAAACAGUGUUGGCUUUGGCAAGGGCGUUGCUUGGCUUGCAUCUAAUCAAGCCGCCAUUCUUGCCAACCAAUAUACAUCAACAUUUUCUAGUUGGUUAUCUUCACAGAUAUGGCUCUAUACGCAGUUAUCGACAACAGGUCUUGCUUCAGCAGCAACAGCCAUCAUACCUAACUGUCAACAGCCUAUACCUUCCAACAUUAAUAGUGAACUUCUUAAUAUAAAAUCUACUCCAACUGUAUUGACUGUCUUAGAUGUAUUUGGUGGAAUUCUUUUUAUUAUAGCUACUGCUCCUGGCUAUUAUGCUUCAACGGAUACAAGUCUUGCACCCGUGUCUAUUGCAAUACCAAUCAUCAGUACAACACAAAACUGUUCCGCAGGAAUGAUGAAGAGUGACACAGGAGUUCAUCCAUGUAGUCUUUGUCCUAUGGGCUGGAAAAGUAGUGUAGGUAGCAUAAAUUGUACAGUUUGUAAUGCAUCAGCAUUUUGUCCGCUUGGUGCUGUGGAUGAAGUGUCCCAAAGUGAGCUGCAAACGGUCUCGCAAGCAUUAUGUGGUAAAGAUGAAGAUAGCUCAGACGAUGAUGAUGAUGUAGAGAGUCAACAUGGAAAGCUGAGUGGACGUAAAUCAGCAAAAGUAUCUCCAGGUUCAGUUCAUCCAAAGCAAUUCGAAGAACUUGAAGGGCCACAUGUGAGCUAAUCAAGUAAAAAACCCAACGAUUCACAAAGCAAUCCGUCUACUAUUGUAGUUUGGAGUUGAAAAGAACAAUAGCAGAUGGUUAUCGAUCACUGCGACUCUUGCAGCUUGCAAUUGAUGUGUCACCGUUUGAUUUUUACAUUUUAGUUUCACUGAUUGUUAUUUUAUGAUUGCUUUUCUCUCUCUAUCAUACCUGACUAUCUGCAGCCGUCUCCGAUGAUCUUUGUCUCAUUAAUCGACAUCUCGUUCAUGAGUCAAUAAUUGUUGCAUCAUAUAUUAUUUCACUGCAUAUGCUUUGAUUUUCUUUAUCACUAAUAUCACUAUUUUCUUUUAUGUAUGUUCUUUGUUUCUGUUUCUGUUUUUCUCUCUUUCACUUUAUAUAUAAGCGAAUGCAUAAUAAAAAAAUUGAUAACUCUGCCACUGUAGCCUCUUGUCGUUGACAAAGUUCUUCUUUAUGCAUUUUCUAAAAGUAAUCUUGACUCACAUUACUGUUGAAUCCUAAGUCUCAACCGACGAUGAUAUCAAUGCAUGAUUGCUACCUUUAUUUAACACGUAGACUCUGUUUGACAUAUGGAACAAACUAUCCACGAGAUCAAACUGCAAAUCGAAAAUCAAAUCAUCACCCUUCACUAUUAGCAUCAGAACCUCUGGACACAAAAUUCUGACAGCACGGAGUUUUUCAAUAUUAACCAAGUUGAACUAAAGCAAACCUUUUCGAUAUACAUUGUACGACCUCUCUUCGAUUGCAUGGUCAUCAUUCAUCCAUGGAUCCACAAGAAAUCAACAUUUUUCCGAUCUAAUUUUCUCUAGGUCUCAUAAUCCAUUUAGCUCCUUUACUCCUAUUGAUUUCAUGUGUUAUUAUUAAUUUUACGCCUACUCGUCUCUUCGGUUCAUGUUACGGUCAGAAUGAAGUUCACUUUCGGAGUGAUGGUCUGCAUGCAGUUAUUUUUCAAGUUCUAGCUGAAUGCUAAACAGGGCUAUGGAAAGACUGAAAUCAUUAAAUCGAUUCAAAGGACUAAAGAGACUCGAGCGUAUGAAGAAAGUUAGGGUGUGAGUGUCGAUUUGCUCAUCACAGGCACUCUAUCACAUCCACACCCACAUUCAUUUUUACUAAAUCUGGAGUUGCCCGAGCAACUUAUCAGCAUAGUUCAUUUCAUUGACUGUCAUUGGUCUCUAAGUGUGAUCCGCUCAGAGGGGAUCACUGGUCUGAAGGGGUAGUUAAAAUUUCAUUCAUAUAAGUGGAAAGUGAAAGCUCUCUCAAAACAAUUCAUAAACAGGAGUGUCAUUAGCGGCAAGUUAUUUCUAGGAGCGUAUUUUUUUUUAAAAUGUUCCACGUAUAGAUCCAGGCAGGCUUAAGAGGAGCUAAAGCUUGUCAUAAAGUCUGAAACAUCUCACUUUGCAAAAGCUGACUGACGAAAACGGUUUCUAGAUUUUUUUGUCAUUUAGUCACUGGAAAAAUUCACUGAAAAAAUGAGCUGAAGAACAACACUUUUGAAAGACAAACAAGGGUGAGGAUGCCGCCUUGAUCGAGUAGCAUGUUUCUUUUUAAUUUUAUUCAUUUCUUUUACACUGAAACUCAAGACGACAGUUGAGAAUGCUGCUAGCCCCAAGAGAGUGUAAAAAACGUAUAGUUCAGAGCAUUUGGAAAUAGUGUAAUAAGAGUUUUAACUCCGAAAAUGCUGACUUGAAACUAUUCUAUCAAGCUUCACUACAAAAGUUCUAUUUUUUCUUGUGUUCAAAAUGAAAGAAAAAUUCGACGCUGUUUUCGCCGUUUUGAUAUGGUCAGGAUUGAGCCCACCCUAGGCAGAAGUCUGGUUACGUCGUUACUA
Rotaria sp. Silwood1 is the source of this 2651-nucleotide messenger RNA. The record is from the annotation of a GenBank genome assembly. Lineage: Eukaryota; Metazoa; Rotifera; Eurotatoria; Philodinida; Philodinidae.